Messenger RNA from Aquila chrysaetos chrysaetos, 557 nucleotides. RefSeq names its product C-X-C motif chemokine 2-like. Gene Ontology annotation, biological process: inflammatory response; cellular response to lipopolysaccharide; chemokine-mediated signaling pathway. The transcript is spliced from 4 exons. The record is from RefSeq and is a predicted model, not a curated record. Gene Ontology annotation, molecular function: CXCR chemokine receptor binding; chemokine activity. Bases 7 to 408 code for a protein of 133 amino acids. Gene Ontology annotation, cellular component: extracellular region. NCBI's taxonomy places the organism in Eukaryota, Metazoa, Chordata, Aves, Accipitriformes, Accipitridae.
GCAAGGAUGCGGCUGCUGGCGGCGGCGCUGGCCCUGGCCCUGCUCCUCAGCAACUUGGUGCCGGGGGACGGUCUGUCGCUGGAGAGCCUGCUGACCAACAUGAGGUGCAAGUGCAUCAAAUCGACCGCCCAGGUCAUCAACUUGGGGCUGAUCCUUGCCAUCGACGUUACGCCGCCGGGUAUUCACUGCAGGAGGAAGGAGAUCGUCCUCACCCUGAAGAAAAACAAGAAGGUGUGCGUGGCUCCCGAAGCACCCUGGAUCCAGCUGCUCAUCCACAAGCUGACCCAGAGGAACUUCACCAAAAAAGAAGGGGCGGCGCGGCCGCGGCGGGCAGCAGAGCGAUGGUGCCGGCCCCCUCGCAGACCCCCCGCUCCAUCUCUCCCUCUGUCCCCGUACCACAAUAAAUAACCCGCCGUGGUUAUUUAUUUCUCCGCGGGGACAGCAGCGAUAUAACCCCUCCAUGCCGAGAUACGCCGGGUUUCACGGCACGACACCGGCGCUUGCUCUGCUCCUGGGGUUUUGGCGGGGGGCAGGAGCCUUUCCCCGCUCCCCCCCCC